Molecule: messenger RNA, 866 nt
Organism: Diuraphis noxia (Russian wheat aphid)
Lineage: Eukaryota; Metazoa; Arthropoda; Insecta; Hemiptera; Aphididae
Gene: Archease
Product: protein archease
Biological process (GO): tRNA splicing, via endonucleolytic cleavage and ligation
Cellular component (GO): tRNA-splicing ligase complex
Source: RefSeq, a predicted model, not a curated record
UUUUCAAGGUCAUGACGAAAUUAUAAUAGUGUUGGUACCAUAUAGAUAUACUAUCUUAAAUCGUGGUUGGUACUGUUUGCCGUUUGGUUUUGAUAACGAUAAAAAUUGACUUUCUUUUUCUUUAUUUACUAGUUUAACUACCUAGUUUACUACUUACUACUUAGUCUAAUCUAUAUUCUAUGACUUAGUUAUAACAUUGUUCUGUGUUAUAACUUAACUUAUACCAAAUACUAUAAAUGAUUAAAUAUUAAAUCAUUUGCUUACACAUUUCAGUUCAAAYUAAACUUUGCUUAUGUUUACUUAUUUAUAAAAUAUAAUAUAAAUAUUCAAUAAAGAACAUUGUGAAAUAUGGGUGACAUUAAAGAAGAAGACUGGAAUUUACCGGAGUGCAAAUACGAAUGUGAGGCUUGCCAAAWAUGUUUUUGUAUUAUACCUUGUUAUGGUUCAAUCACAAAUAUCUGGACCAUACAGCAGAUAUUCAAAUACAUGCGUGGGGAAGUACUUUGUCUGAAGCAUUUGAACAAUGUGCCAAUGCUAUGUUUCAUUACAUGACAGAGGUUGAUUAUAUUGAAAUGAAAGAGUCGUAUGAAAUAGAAGUUGAGGGUCACGAUAUGAUGACUCUUUUGUACAAUUUUCUUGAUGAAUUGUUGUUCAUAUUUAGUGCUGAACCUAAUUAUAUUGCAAGAAAAGUACAAAUAGAAGAAUUUGACACAACAGCAUUUAAAAUUAAAGCUAAAGGCUUUGGAGAAGAGUUUCAACUUGGGAAACAUCCUCAAGGAACAGAAGUAAAAGCUAUAACAUUUUCAAAUAUGCAGAUACAUGAAAAUGAAGGAAAAUGUGAAGUGUUUGUAAUUUUAGAUAUUUAA